GCGAACCCGGAUGGAUAUAAAGGGGAAAAAAUGAACACAUUCCUAUCUCUUCUCCUCGAGGUCUGGACUUUUUUGGGGUUUGUUUAAGUAGAGUCUGCUGCCUUCUUUUUGGUCGGGCAGAAAUCCGGGCUUCUCGUCGGGGGGACUGUACAUUGAUAGCUCGGAGCAUAGACAGGGUGGGAGUGAAAAAAAGUGGACGAAAAUGUCGGAUACAAAGGUAAAAGUUGCAGUGAGAGUUCGGCCCAUGAACCGCAGGGAAAUUGAACUGAAUACAAAAUGUGUCGUGGAUAUGGAGGACAACCAGACAGUCCUACACCCACCACCCUCAAAUGCAAAAGGGGAGAACAGGAAACAACCUAAGGUGUUCGCCUUUGACCACUGUUUCUGGUCCAUGGAUGAAUCCAACGUUCCCAAAUAUGCUGGCCAAGAGGUGGUGUUCAAGUGCCUUGGAGAAGGAAUACUUGAAAAUGCAUUCCAGGGAUAUAACGCCUGUAUAUUUGCCUAUGGACAAACAGGUUCAGGCAAGUCUUUUUCCAUGAUGGGAAAUGGGGAGCAGCCGGGUUUGAUCCCUCGACUCUGCUGCUCGCUGUUUGAGAGGGUCAGCAGAGAGGGGAAUGAGGCCCAUUCCUUUAAAGUGGAGGUGUCCUUCAUGGAGAUCUACAACGAGAAGGUCCGGGACCUACUGGAUCCCAAAGGGAGCCGACAGUCCCUGAAAGUUCGGGAACACAAAGUCCUGGGUCCAUACGUGGAUGGUCUAUCUCAGCUGGCUGUAACCAGCUUUGAGGACAUUGAGGUGCUGAUGUCAGAGGGAAACAAAUCUCGCACAGUCGCAGCCACCAACAUGAAUGAAGAGAGCAGUCGAUCACACGCUGUCUUCAGUAUUAUUGUCACACAAACACUGUAUGAUCUACAGUCUGGGAAUUCAGGGGAGAAGGUGAGCAAGUUGAGUCUGGUUGACCUGGCAGGGAGUGAAAGGGUGUCCAAAACUGGAGCGGCUGGAGAGAGACUCAAAGAAGGCAGCAAUAUCAACAAGUCUCUUACCACCUUAGGCUGUGUGAUUUCUGCCCUGGCUGACCAGUCAGCAGGAAAGGGGAAGGCCAAAUUUGUGCCUUACAGAGACUCAGUUCUCACCUGGCUACUGAAGGAUAACCUUGGUGGAAACAGCAAGACAGCCAUGAUCGCCACAGUGAGUCCAGCUGCUGAUAACUACGAGGAGACUCUGUCGACUCUACGUUACGCCGAUAGGGCCAAGAGAAUCGUCAACCACGCAGUGGUGAACGAAGACCCCAACGCACGGAUAAUCAGAGAGCUCAGGGAAGAGGUGGAGAAGCUCAAAGUUCAGCUCUCUCAGGCUGAGUCCAUGAAGGCUCCUGAGCUAAAAGAGAAACUGCACGAGUCUGAGAAACUCAUUCAGGAGAUGACUGUCACCUGGGAGGAGAAGCUACGAAAGACAGAAGAGAUUGCCACUGAGCGUCAGAGGCAGCUAGAGAGCAUGGGCAUCUCUCUGGAAACAUCUGGGAUUAAAGUGGGUGAAGAUAAGUGUUUCCUGGUCAAUCUGAAUGCAGAUCCUGCCCUAAAUGAGCUACUGGUCUACUACCUGAAGGAGCACUCACGUGUGGGUGCCGACACGUCUCAGGACAUCCAGCUCUUUGGGAUCGGUAUCCAGCCGAAGCAUUGCAUACUGGAGCUCUGCCCAGAUGGUGAUGUCACCCUGACGCCCAUAGAGAACGCCAGAACCUGUGUGAACGGAACAAUGAUUGAUUCCUUGAUACACCUGUGGCACGGAGACCGUAUCUUAUGGGGCAACAACCACUUUUUCAGGAUCAAUCUGCCUAAACGAAAGCGGCGGGACCGCUUGAAGGAGCUGGAGAGAGCAUCUCCCAGAGAGAGCUUUGUCGAGUCAGAUGUGGAGACUGCUAGUGAAGCUUCUUCUGAGCAGGACUACAGCUACGAGUUUGCCCAGAUGGAGGUCAUAAUGAAGACUCUGGGGAACAAUGACCCCAUGCAGAAUGUGGUCCAAGUUCUGGAGAAACAGUACCUGGAGGAAAAGCGGACGGCUCUGGAGGAACAGAGGUUGAUGUAUGAGCGAGAGUUGGAGUCACUACGGCAACAGCUGUCUCCGGAGAAAACACCGCAGCACCACCGCAGCAGCAGUGACCGCCUGACGUUCCCUACGCACACACCGCACGGCAAGCUGCGACUGUGGACAGAGGAGCGGGAUGAGCUUUUUCGUCAGAGUCUUUCUCGACUCAGGGAGCAGGUCGUGAAAGCCAACACCUUGGUGAGAGAAGCCAACUUUUUGGCAGAGGAGAUGAGCAAACAGACUGACUACCAGGUCACCCUUCAAAUUCCUGCAGCCAACCUCAGCGCUAACCGCAAGCGUGGAGCAAUAGUGAGCGAACCAGCCAUCCAAGUGCGUGGGAAAGGGAAGGGCACUCAGGUUUGGACCAUCGAGAAGCUUGAGAACAAACUGGUAGACAUGAGAGACCACUACAGGGACUGGAAGGAAGGCACAGAGGAGAUUUAUAACAAGGCAAACAGUAAGCACUGUGACCCAUUCUACGAGGCGCAAGAGAACCACAACCUGAUCGGAGUGGCCAACAUCUUUCUGGAGUGCCUUUUCCAUGAUGUCAAACUGCAGUAUGCUGUCCCCAUUAUCAGCCAGCAGGGAGAGGUAGCAGGCAGGUUGCAUAUUGAGCUCAUGAGAGUCAGUGGAGUUGUGCCCGAGCGCCUGUGUGGGGGAGAUGACUCGUCUGAGAACUCCAGCGAGAGUAGCUGCUACGAAGUCAUGGACACCAACGGGGAGAUUGUCCACAUGGCCAAGAGGCUCACCUGCAGGGUGCGGAUCAGGGAGGCCACGGGGCUGCCUCACAACCUGUCCAACUUUGUCUUCUGUCAGUACACCUUCUGGGAGCAUGGCGAGCCCACUGUGGCUCCUCCAAUGGUCAGCCCAGAUAGACCUUCCCCUCGGAGCCCGGAGGCCCAGUUCACUGUCCAGUUUGACCACUGCAAGGACUAUGUUGUACAUGUGACAGAUGAGUUUUUGGAGUUUAUAUCGGAUGGAGCGUUGGCAAUAGAAGUGUGGGGUCACCGCUGUGCUGGGAAUGGACGUUCACUCUGGGAGUUAGAUGCAUUAGAGGCCAAGACCCAGACACUUCGAGACAGGUGGAGUGAGGUGUCUCGCAGGAUCGAGCUGUGGAUUUCCAUCCAGGAGCUGAAUGAUCAGGGAGAGUACUCGUCUGUGGAGCUGCAUCCUGGAAAAGACAUCAGCACAGGGGGAGUCUUCCAACUCCGACAGGGUCACUCCAGAAGGCUGCAGGUAUGUGUGAAGCCAGUCCAAAACUCAGGCACUCUGCCUCUGCUGGUGGAGGCAGUGCUGUCUGUCUCUAUUGGCUGUGUGUCGGCUCGCUCCACCAAGCUACAGAGACCCCUUGACAGCUACCAGAGAGAGGUGGAAGACGAUAUGGAUAGUUAUCAGGAGGAGGAUCUCAACUGUGUUAGAGAGCGCUGGUCAGAGGCCCUGAUCAAACGGCGGGAGUACCUUGACGAACAAAUCAAGAAAAUCAUCAACAAGCAUGAAAAGUCAGAGGAGGAUAUUGAGCGUGAAGCCCGGCUGGUGGAGCAGUGGGUUGGCCUGACCGAAGAAAGAAACGCUGUGCUGGUACCUGCACCUGGUAGUGGCAUCCCUGGAGCUCCUGCAGACUGGACCUCACCUGCAGGAAUGGAAGCUCACAUCCCGGUCCUCUUCCUGGAUUUGAAUGCGGAUAAUCUGACAGUAAAUGAGCAGCUGACUGGCCCACACGCUGCAGGAGUUAACUCUAUCCUGCCCAAAGAGCAUGGGAGCCAGUUCUUCUAUCUGCCCAUAAUCAGACACAGUGAUGAGGAGGUGUCUGCAGUGUGCUCCUGGGACUCAUCCAUCCAUGAUUCUGUGCACCUCAACCGGGUCACGUCACCUAACGAGCGCAUCUACCUGAUCAUCAAAGCCACGGUGCAGCUCAGCCACCCUGCCUCCAUGGAGCUGGUGCUCCGCAAGAGGAUUGCGGUCAACGUCUACAACAAGCAGAGUUUCACACAGAGUCUCAAGAGAAGAAUGUCCCUAAAGAACACGCUUUACUCCUGUUGUGUAACCUAUGAGAUUGUUUCCAACAUACCAAAGGCCUCAGAAGAGCCAGAGGAGAGGGAGACCUUGGCCCUCAUGGCUGCUCGCGGGGACAGUGAGGAAACUCAGGAUGGAGAAACCUACAUAGAGAAAUACACACGGGGAGUUCUGGAAGUGGAGAACAUCCUCAGUCUAGAGAGGCUACGACAGGCUGUGACAGUGAAGGAGGCGCUCGCUGCUAAGGGGAGACACCUAAGAAGGAGUCUCAGCACACCAAAUGUACAGCAUUCCUCAUGCAGUAGAACAGAUCUGGUGGGUUGUGAGGAUGAAGACUGUAAGGACCACUGCGAUCAUAUUGACAGCUCCAACCUCAAUCCCCAGGACGGCUCCCUUUGUAGCACACCAAUCAAAAACAAGGAGAACACAGGCUUGGUUCCAGAGAGUCCAACAUUUUUCAACUCGAGCCCCUUCAAGGUCCUCUCCCCUCAGCCACCUAAGUUCCUUAAGUCUCUGCUGCCUGUUAAAGAGGAGAACAAGGUGAAGAAAGCCUUGGAGGCCCAGCCGUUGCUGGGACAAGAGAGCAUGCGCUCAUGUGUGGACAGCCCUGCACUGCUCCCCACUCCCUGCCCCUGGCGCAGACCCAGGGCAGGCAGCGAGGGCCACUGCAAGCCUUCCACCUUCACCUCCACCACCAUCCCCACCUUCACUCCCACCAGCAGACAGCUCAGCCACACACUGCCACACACUGCUGACUCUGAAGACGAGGAGACGGUGGACAUGAGUUUGAAUCUGGAACGGGGCCCUCAGGACCACAGCAGCUUCCAGCCUUACAUCCCAGAGGACUUUGCAAACUUUGAGAUCUACAAUGCCACUCUGGAGAGCCAGGAAGGCUUUCUAUCCUCCCGUUCUGACUUGAAGGGAAGCCGGUGCGGAGGUGGAGGCGGAGAGAGAGAGGUGUCUCGAAGCCCCACGGCCAGCAGCUGCACUAGUGGUUAUUUUUCACACAGCACCUCCAAUGCCACACUGUCUGACAUGCCUUUCAGCUCCAGCGAGAGCUCUGACCACCUCAGCUGCACCUCUAGAGAUUCCCAUGACCCCCUCGGUUGCUCUACUGGAAGAGGCUGCACCCAAACCAAAAGUCUUUCUGCAGGGAGUGACACCCAGCAGCCUCCUCUCUCGGCAAGUGGUGUUCAGGAUCUGCCUCAAAACUGUGUUCUCAGCACCAGUCAGGAAUUCACUGACUUUAAAGGGGCUGAUGAUACUGUUGCAGAGGGCGAUUUGGCACGUUUUACAGAGGAAUGGCAGCAGGAGGGUUUGGAACUCUCUGCGAACCAGAACGAGAAACCAGAUAAUACAGAAACAUGUGACACUGGCGAUCAACACGUUUCUGAUGUUCCUGGUAUUAGUGACACAUCUAAUCCUGAAAACGCUUCAACUGCUAUAUGCAAAUGUCCUAAUAAUGACGUCUCUGUUAGUGUAGCUGUGCCCUGCCCUAACACAACUGUUUGCACUUCAGUCAGAGCCCCUGACAACUCAGUUGCAUCGCCAACCCUAAUAACUCCCUCUGCAUCAGUCCCACCUCCAGCAUCACCAUCGCCAGUCACAACUGUGCCCACAGCCCCAUCGUCUGCGCCGGCUCUGGGAGGAGGAGGAGAACCUCCGAUCCGGGAACCAGCACAGGGGGAUCUGCCCCACGGGAGUCCCUGUCCCAGCCCUAACCCCAGCAGUGCCGAACCUUCGGGGGACUCCAGCGGGGAUGAGAGCACCCCUGCAGCUCAGCUUCCUGACUGGAUGGCCCCUGGGGAGCAGGUGUGGGUGGGGAAGAGGAGAGGAACGGUCCACUAUGUUGGAGGGGUGGAGUUUGCUAAGGGGAUCUGGGUGGGUGUCAAGCUGGAUCUGGCUGUGGGUAAGCACAAUGGGACUGUCCAGGGAAGAGUGUAUUUCCGCUGUCCCCCGGGUCACGGUGUGUUUGUGAAACCAUCUCGUCUCACCAGAGGACAGCCCUCCAUGGACACAGAACCCCAGACUCUGAUCAGAUAGGACCCAAAGAAGGACCAGCUUUCUGAGAUUCUCAGAUCCAGUGCCUAUGGGUUAACCACAAGCUGACUUCAUCAUGUCUCCUCUUUUCCAUCCCUGUUUCCACCUCUCAAGCUCUGAGCUGAUGUAUUCUUUAGGUGUGUCUGCUUUCCCUAAAGCAUAUCUGACCUGUGCAUUUAAUGAAGGUAUAUCCUAAUUACUGUUCACUGAAAAUUCACUAUGCACAUGAGUUUUCUAUAUGGUGAUAUUUCUGAUAGAGAACAUAACUUUUAACUUGGGAGUCCAUAUGGAAAUAUUACCCACAUACAUUUUCUUACAUUGGUUUCUGAACUUUAUACAUGAUAUUUUUUAUAAGACAAUUCAUCCUCCCCUGAGGCUCAUAGUGGAAAUAAUCUGGGAUAUGAAGAUUAAGAAUGUACUACUGUUAAUAAACAUUGAUAUUUACAUCAAUACGAUGUCAGGGGUAACCAAAGAACUACGGUUCCGUAUCUGCUGUUAUGAGUAAUGUGUUAUAUUUCUAAUGUUAUGGUAUGUGGAGGCAUACAUGUGUCCAAGUAAAGCUUAGUGCCAUAUCUCUAGGAGUGAUGCCACGUAGCCUGAGGAGUGGACAAAUCUGCAAAACCUGAAGUGCUUUCAGUGUUUGACUGCAGUUAUGUUAAAUUAUCCUGUUGAAGUACUGUAACACUGUGGAUGAAAUAAUCCCCAUCCCGCAUGAGACUGUUGCUGUUUGAAUGCUUGCACUGGAAAGGAUUCUUGGAGAGUUCACGACUGUCUUCCAUAACUGGACUGAUGAAACGAUCUCUGCGUGCUUCUGACUGAAGGGACAGAUGAACCGCCUAUCAUCACUUUAAUAUGCCGAACGAAGCAGCUAGGCUUUGCCUGAGUCCUGGAUAUACUGAUGCCUUAUAGCCCUGUUUCCAUAAAGGCAGGCACAUAAACCCCAGUCUACUCAUUGAACAACUCGCCAUAACAAGUUCACUGAGUUUUAAAAAAUAACAAACUGUAUGGACCUGAAACCUGUGUAUGUAUAUCAUGAAGCCCAUAGGCAUUCAAAAUGCCACCCAGCCUAAGUGACUGAAUGAUUGAAUACCUUUUAUAAUGGAUUGUCCAUCUGCAUUUUCUAUGUUAACUGACUCAUGUGUAUGUAACACCACAUGUUUAAAAGGUACUCAAUAAUGCAUUAUUUCCACAUUGGAGUAUUGGAUGAAUGGGUGGGGGACGAUAUCAGGUUGCAGAAGGAAAAAGUGGUGUAGUUAAUGUAGAAAAGUUGCCCUAUGAACAUAUAUUUUUAUGGAAGUGGUGAACUGUGGAACUGACUAGAAAUAGUUAUAUAUUCAAGCUGUAAUUUCACGUAAAUGAAAGAAACCCAACCUUACUUUAAAGAAGAGAUCAAAGCUGCUCUCCCUCAUAAGGAGUUGUAAAUAGAAAUGUAUUUGAAAAUAGUAUUUACGCUAUUAUAAUGUACAGAAUUGUAUUUAUAAUGUAUCUCAAACUGUUUUAAUUGGUACAAAAUGUUCUAGAUUAGAACAUUUACAAUCAA
Messenger RNA from Scomber japonicus (chub mackerel), 7676 nucleotides. It is a transcript of the gene kif13a, whose product is annotated as kinesin family member 13A. Gene Ontology annotation, biological process: regulation of protein localization; microtubule-based movement. Bases 203 to 6139 code for a protein of 1978 amino acids. Gene Ontology annotation, molecular function: microtubule binding; ATP binding; cell adhesion molecule binding. The record is from RefSeq and is a predicted model, not a curated record. Gene Ontology annotation, cellular component: adherens junction. The transcript is spliced from 40 exons. Lineage: Eukaryota; Metazoa; Chordata; Actinopteri; Scombriformes; Scombridae.